AAAACCACACAAGAUCCUCCCAGGCUCUUCAUCUCCAACUCAUUCAUCACACUCACACUAAUACUUGUGAGGUGUUACAUUCAGUACAACAAUAUUUGCUAGCUAUGGCUUCUUAUUCUUCUCUUCAGGUCACUAUCCUCCUCUGCAUUUUCUCCUUGUCCGUAAAUGCCAAUGAGGUUACAGUCGGUGGAAAAACCGGUGACUGGAAGAUCCCUUCUUCCUCUUCUUUCUCUUUCAACGAAUGGGCUGACAAGUCUCGUUUCCUUCUCGGCGACUAUCUCGUAUUCAGCUACGAACCCGGUAAAGACUCAGUUCUACAAGUGACGAGAGUGGCUUACGAGAAAUGCAACACCACGAGCCCCAAAGCCAGCUACACAGAUGGGAACACCAAGGUGAAGCUAGACCAACCCGGUCCGGUCUACUUUAUCAGUGGAACAGAGGGUCACUGUAAAAAGGGGCAGAAGCUUCGCCUUGUCGUCUUCAUUCCUCAUAGCUCUGCUUUCUCUCCGGCUCCUUCACCGUCCGACGGUCCCGCCGUUGCUCCUACUAGUGGUGCUGCUAAGCUCACCAGCUUCUUUGGUGUCGUUGGCCUUGUUCUUGGAUUCUGGGCCUUCUUCUGAGAGAAACUUUAAUCUGAAUUAGUUACAAAAAAAAAAAAACUUUAAUCUGAAACUAUAUUCUAUUUAUUAAUUUUUCGAACAUGAAAGAGAGAGAUCUUUUUUUUUUUUUUUUUUUUUGAAUUGAAUGUUAAAUUUAAUUCAAAAGAAAAAACCUUGUUACAACUAAGUGUGUCCUUUUUUAGUUUUCUAUACACAUUUGGGAAUUAAAAUAAAAAGAAACUCUUUCUUCAA
This is a messenger RNA of Brassica rapa (field mustard), 851 nucleotides long. Its product is annotated as early nodulin-like protein 1. Gene Ontology annotation, cellular component: plasma membrane. The record is from RefSeq and is a predicted model, not a curated record. Lineage: Eukaryota; Viridiplantae; Streptophyta; Magnoliopsida; Brassicales; Brassicaceae. Gene Ontology annotation, molecular function: electron transfer activity.